Molecule: messenger RNA, 528 nt
Organism: Fraxinus pennsylvanica
Lineage: Eukaryota; Viridiplantae; Streptophyta; Magnoliopsida; Lamiales; Oleaceae
Source: the annotation of a GenBank genome assembly
AUGGGAGAGCCUCCAAGCCCCUAUAUGCAACCACCACACUCACCGGCACCAAAAUCCGACUAUACCGUGUUGUAUUAUGGCGUUUUCAUCGCCGGGACAGCUGCUAUUGUUCUUGUAUUGUACAACCUCAUCAUCAUAAAAUGGUGCACAGAUAACUCCCACAGCAGGCGAAGACAAAGAAUAGUUAGUGGCCGCGGAACUACCUCAACCCCAAGUUUUGGUGACCCUAGGAUAAACUCGAUGACAAGCUUCAAGUACAAGAAACAUGGACUAGCACAAGAUAAAGAUCAAGGUAAUGAAUAUGAAUGUGUAGUUUGCUUAUCAGUGUUUGAAGAAGGUGAAGAAGUAAGAAAGCUGCUGAGAUGCAAGCAUUCUUUUCAUGCUCCUUGUAUAGACAUGUGGCUCUACUCUCACUCUGACUGUCCACUUUGUCGUUCCCCGGUUGAGCUACCAGUAUCUCAUCGGAAUAUUACCAUCUCUCCGUCGGAGAAUUCUCAUGAAGGAUUGCUACAUGCCGGCAGAGUAUAG